Molecule: messenger RNA, 3797 nt
Organism: Polyodon spathula (Mississippi paddlefish)
Lineage: Eukaryota; Metazoa; Chordata; Actinopteri; Acipenseriformes; Polyodontidae
Product: oxidation resistance protein 1-like
Exons: 18
Coding region: 178-2925 (915 amino acids)
Biological process (GO): response to oxidative stress
Cellular component (GO): nucleus
Source: RefSeq, a predicted model, not a curated record
AGAUACAGUUGCUGAUGAAUUAGAAGCGGCGGCCUUAGGGUAGCAACAAAGUGCUAUUCAAUAACGAGUGGACUGGGGCAUGGUGUGAAACAUAAAGCUUCUGUCUACAAGUCAACCCCAGAAGGCACACUUCGUUCCUUGUCCUCGUGAUUUGCUUUCAAGGAAAAAGAAGUCAAGAUGUUUAGCACCAAAAGACUGAAGAAAAAGUCCCAGUCAGUGGAUAUGAGUGCACAAGGAUAUUCUAGUCCCCUGGUGGUAGAUGCAAAUUCAUCACAACUCACCAAGUCCCCACCUGUCACCAAGACAACCACUUCAGAGAAAGAAGAAAACAACGCAACCAAUUCCCAAAGACGCAGCCCUCGUCGCAUCGACUUGAAAAGAUAUUACACUAUAGAUACUGGCCAGAAGAAGACUCCAGAGAAGAAAGAUGGGCGUCGGAUGUCUUUCCAGAAACCUAAAGGGACCAUUGAAUAUUCUGUGGAAUCCAGGGACUCCUUGAACAACAUUGCGCUGAAGUUUGACACCACACCCAAUGAGCUAGUCCAACUGAACAAACUUUUCUCCAGGGCAGUUGUUGCUGGUCAGAUUCUUUAUGUUCCUGAUCCAGAAUACUUUUCCAGUGUUGAGAGUUCACCAUCUCUGAGUCCCAUCAGCCCUUUGUCACCAACUUCUUCUGAAGCUGAAUUAGAAAAAGUUACGGAUUCUGAUGGCGUCCCUCGAAAGGAAGCCACGUCUUUUCCGGCACACGUCUGCACCCGUCCUGCUAGAGUGGUGUCAUCCACCUCCGAGGAGGAGGAGGCACUUACAGAGAAGUUCCUGAAAAUCAACUGUAAAUACAUCACAGAUGGCAAGGGGGCAGUCAGUGGGGUGCUUCUGGUGACUCCCAACAACAUCAUGUUUGAUCCACAUAAGACUGAUCCCCUGGUCCAGGAACACGGCUGUGAGGAGUAUGGCAUCAUGUGUCCCAUUGAGGAAGUCAUGACAGCUACCAUGUACAAGGACAUAGUGGACAGCAAAAUCAAAGAAUCAUUGCCUCCAGAUUUAGAAUAUUUAAUUUCUGGAAGAGACCCAUGUCAUGUAAAAAGAAUAGCACGGAGCAACACUGAUGAAAUGGAGCUAAAGCUUCAGGAGAAAGCCAAUGACAGCACCAGUACUGCACCGAGAAGCACAGAGGAGUCUUUGUCUGAAGAUGUCUUUACAGAGUCGGAACUCUCGCCUAUUCGAGAGGAGCUUGUUUCUUCUGACGAGCUCCGGCAAGACAAAUCAUCUGGAGCCUCUUCAGAAUCCAUACAAACCAUAAACCAGAUGGACGCAGAAUGCUGCCUCGCAUAUGAGGCAGGAGAUUCUACAAAAUCAACUGCUGAAGAAGUAUCUGCCAAUGACAGUGGUUUUCUGAGUCACACAACAGAAGUGGAAAAAACAGAACUGGAAUUGAAACAGGAGGAAAACCUGUCCCAGAGCCAAACUGUAGACCGAUCUCCAGCAGGAUCAAAAAGGCACGGUAUGGGGCAUGAAACAGGCACAUCGACUAGCAAAGAGCAAGAUUCCGCCUGUGAGGAGGAUGCAGCAACACAAUGCAAAGUGUCAGACUCUCAGUGUUCUAAGAACAAAGAGGAGGCAGAAAAGGGCAAGUUUAUCAGCGAGCGCACGCGGGAUACUGAGACUGAGGUGGAGGAGCUCAGAAAACUCUGGAAGAGUCACACUAUGCAACAAACCAAGGAGCAAAGGGAUAAUGUACAGCAGACUCACAUAGAAGUCAAGCAUAGGCCAGGGGAAGCCGUAGAAGCACAAGGACCAGGAGAAGGGACUGCUGUCUACAAAGAGAAGAGGAGACACAGAUCCCACAAGUUCUUAUGUCUUCGAGUUGGGAAGCCUAUGAGGAAGACUUUUGUAUCUCAGGCAAGUGCAUCCAUGCAGCAGUAUGCACAGCGGGACAGAAAGCAUGAAUACUGGUUUGCUGUUCCACAGGAGAGGACGGACCAUUUGUAUGUGUUUUUCAUACAGUGGAGUCCAGACAUGUACGGUGAAGGAGCUGGAGUUUUGGGAAGAGAGCCAGGUUUCAUGGUUGUAAAAAGGAAUGAGGAAUCAGAAACCAGUGAGGAACCAGCAAGUGAAGUUACAGCAAAGGACUGGGAGGUAGUGUCAGUGGCUGAGUAUCACCGCAGGAUCGAUGCUCUAAAUACUGAAGAACUCCGCUCACUCUGCAAACGUCUCAAGAUAACAACAAACAACGAUGUGAAUUCAAAACAAGGUCCAGCCAUCAAGACUGAUUUAGAACCAGACACUUUCAAACCAAAUCUAAGUGAACCAAGUGAACUGCUUCAGCCCAGGCAGAUUGAGAAACUUGUGAAGCAUCUUCCUCCGAGAACAAUUGGUUAUCCAUGGACACUUGCAUUUAGCACAGCAAGAAAUGGCAUGAGCAUAAAGACGCUAUAUCGUACAAUGCAGGGUCAAGACACACCAGUGUUGAUGGUCAUAAAAGACAGUGAUGGACAGGUCUUUGGUGCACUAGCAUCUGAGCCAUUCAAAGUCAGCGAUUGUUUUUAUGGAACUGGGGAAACAUUUCUUUUCACGUUUUGUCCCGAAUUUGAGGCAACGGCUUUCUCUGGAGUGGAAUACAGUGAAGAUGUUGCCCGCGGACAGAAACGCUGGUCUAAGUUAAGACCCCCCAGAAAAUUGUUUUGUGAAACGGACUUAAGACUUGGUCAUAACAAAGUCUUCAAAUGGACAGGAGAUAACAUGUUCUUUAUUAAAGGAGAUAUGGACUCUUUAGCUUUUGGUGGAGGAGGGGGAGAGUUUGGGUUGUGGCUGGAUGGAGAUCUCUAUCAUGGAAGAAGUCAUUCAUGCAAAACAUUUGGAAACCAUACACUCUCAAAGAAGGAAGAUUUCUAUGUGCAAGAUAUUGAAAUCUGGUCUUUUGAAUGAAACAGCCCACAGAUUGCCAUAAUGAAACAAAUCAUUCCUGAAGUAGCUGUGUCCCAGACCUGACUACAUCAUUAAAAAGCUUGCUUUAAAGUACAUUUGUUAUCUUUUUUUCUGUGAACAACUCAUUCAGUACAGAACUAUUUUAUUUUAGGCACUUUGGUGUGUAACUGUCAAAAAAGCAAAUAAUUACAUUUUGAAUGUCUUAUAACCUAUGUUUCGUUUCUGUUGACCUUAUUUGUUAAGAUUUAGAAGAGAUUUCCAGUUGGCCACUUUUACAAGUGCUGAUGAAGGUAGUACAGGUUUGAGACAGAAAAAAAUAAGUCCUAGACCUGUGUACUGAAGAAAGAACAUUAAUGAGCUGAAUUCAAUUUUAGAUGAUAGCCAUCUGAGAAGCUUGCAAGAGAAGAAUAUACAGUUCUUCCCGGAUAAGAUAACACUUUUUUGAUUUGAGGGCUAAAUGAAGAUCUAAGAAUGCACUCAUUUUACAAAUAGGAAAGGACUGGAAAGCUUGAUAUCAUCAUAAUAGGGUUCAUCAGCAUAUGACAAUAAAGAGCAGGAUCUGUUACUGUUAGAAAACCAUCAUUUAGAAGAAACUAAGCAAACUUUCCAUACCAACAAUUCUUCCUUGAAUGAAGUAACUACAGUACUGUAUUAUAGUUCUUCUGCCAUUCAGCAGCGUAGCACAUAGCAAAUAUCCUAAUACCAAUAGUUGUAAUGUUCUGUCAAGUGGGUGUAUGUGUCAGUUCAGCUAGCACUAGCCUUACAGAAAAUGUGUGUAUAAGUAGACAGCAAUGUGUUACAAUAGAUUUGUGGAAUAUGCAAAUUGCUGUCAUGUGACCUCCAAAAAAAUAAAAAAUAAAUUCCAGGUUAAU